AUGGUCGUUGUAUCCGAGGAGCUGCUGAGGAAUCUUGGUCUGACUUUGGUCGGAGUGUUCGGGGUGACAUUGGUGCUGAUUGGAGACCUGCAGGUCUCUAUUUGGGUUUUCUCCUGCAUUCUAUUCACCCUGAUCGGAAUCGCAGGCAGCAUGCGAUUCGCCGGUCUUACCAUCGAGCUCAUGUCGUCAGUUCUUCUCAUCUUGUCUGUCGGCUUGGCGGUCGACUAUUCCACGCACAUCGCUCACAAAUUCUUGGUCACUCAUGGCGAUUCUAAAGACGACCGAGUGAGAAUCACCUUGGCAGAAAUUGGUCCACCCGUUUUCAAUGGAGGUUUUACGACAAUGAUGGCUUUUGUGUUUUGUCUUUGGAGCGAAAAUUAUCUCUUCCAAAUUACCCUCAAGGUGAUAUAUGGGUUGUAUCACGGAUUGGUUUACCUGCCGGUGAUGCUGAGCUGGUUCGGUCCACAACCUUAUGUUGACUCGCUCCAUUCAACCAAGAAUAGCCCUGCCCAGAGCGGCCUCGAUCCCGGUCUAGGGGAGGCUCCAGAGAAGCCUGACGCCGGAAAGACAAAUCCCUCAAGCCUCAAGGUAACUGCAGUGUUGGAAUUCUAUCAACUUAAGGUGGUAUAA
Molecule: messenger RNA, 630 nt
Organism: Darwinula stevensoni
Lineage: Eukaryota; Metazoa; Arthropoda; Ostracoda; Podocopida; Darwinulidae
Source: the annotation of a GenBank genome assembly